Molecule: messenger RNA, 3030 nt
Organism: Homalodisca vitripennis (glassy-winged sharpshooter)
Lineage: Eukaryota; Metazoa; Arthropoda; Insecta; Hemiptera; Cicadellidae
Exons: 21
Coding region: 179-2959 (926 amino acids)
Biological process (GO): carbohydrate metabolic process
Cellular component (GO): plasma membrane
Molecular function (GO): hydrolase activity, hydrolyzing O-glycosyl compounds
Source: RefSeq, a predicted model, not a curated record
CUAAAAGUCAUGGAAUUCUAGAGAAAUUACUCAAGCCUCACAAGGACAAUAGCAUACAGAAGGUGGACCCGACUGAAGCGUUCACCCAACAUUACAUGGCUGCAGUUCCAUUGAUACAGCCGCACGCGUUGCUUAUGGCGAGUACCUUGGCUGCUACAGAGAGACAGACCCCCAUUUGAUGAAUGGACACCAACAGAAUUUUGUCGUGACUCUGACUCCAGACCGCUGUCUUGAACUUUGCUCAAACAAGGGCUUUCAGUAUGCUGGCCUUAAGUCCAGAGUAACUUGUUUUUGUGACAACAACGAGCCAUCGCUUGGACACAAGACCGAGGAGUCGCAGUGUCAGACUACUUGCGUGGGGGAUGACAGCAAGAUUUGUGGGGGAGAGGAGGCCUUGAGUGUAUUCACCACCAACAGAGCAGUGGAGGACGAAGUAGUGGAGCCGAUCUCGCAUAACUAUGUCGGCUGUUACAAGGACAACAACGAUGAUCGACUGCUUACUGGUUACAAGCAAGAACUCGUCAACAACUCACCAGAGAGAUGCAGGGCACUUUGCUACCGGAGAGGUUAUUUAUACUCUGGUGUGGAAUUCGGGGUGGAGUGUUUCUGUGGGGAUGCUCACCCCCCACCACCCCUGCUGCGAGCAGACUAUCAGUGUUCCAUGGCAUGUCCUGAUAGUUCCACACAGAAGUGUGGAGGCAGUGGCAUGAUAUCCAUAUAUGACACUGGUAUUACCGAUAUUCGUGAAUUGGGAAUGAAGGUAAACUGUUUCAAUGAUGAAGACCCAAGGAUUCUGCAGGCGUACAAAAUUGAUCUUGAGACCACCAAUUCUCCCCGUAGGUGUAUGAACCUCUGUAGAAGUCUAGGUUACGAUUACUCUGGAGUAGAGUAUGGCAAGGAGUGUUUCUGUGACAACGAUGUGCACACCAAGAGCAUCAGAGAUGCUCCAGAUGAGGUGUGUAACACCACCUGCUCCGGGGAUGUGUUUCAGAAUUGUGGAGGAAAUUGGAGGCUCAUAGUUUACCGAACCGGGCUAUCAGACCCAGGACCUGUGCCUAAGAGAGUUGGUUGCUUGGAAGUAACUGCAAGUGAUACCUCUGUUAUGGACAGUUAUCGACAAGGAUACAGAGUAACUACAACUUCUGAUAAUUGUGCUAAACUUUGUUAUAACAAGGGAUUCUACUUUUCUACUCUAGUAACCAGUACUGAGUGCUGGUGUGACAACAAGACACCUCCACAAACUCAAUCUGUAGGUGAGGAAGACUGUGAAGAGAAUCUUGCUGUUGUAUAUAACACUGGAUAUACUAUAAAUAAUCAUCCAGGAGGCAAUGAUGACUACAUUGGAUGUUUUAGGAGCUAUAGCACUACACCUCUUGGUGGAUUCCAUAAGAAGUUUGAAACUCAACUGACUCCAGAGAAGUGUACUGAGCUGUGUUUUAAAAAAGGAUACCUCUACUCUGGCACCAAGAAUAAUAAUGAAUGCCACUGUGGAGAUAAUCGCUUGAGUGAGAAUAAGGUUGGAGAUGAUGGAUGUUCAUCCCCAUGUUCUGGUGAUACCAAGAAAAGGUGUGGAGGCAUUGGCAAACUAUCACUUUACUCCACAGGAAUUACAGAUGUUUCAGCAACAGGUAAGCUGAUCGGUUGUUUCAUUGAUGAAACUCUACCAAGAGUGUUGGACCAAUAUAAGACAGACCUGGACAACACAAACAGUCCUCGUAGAUGUCUCAACUAUUGUUUGGCUCUUGGCUACUUAUUCGCUGGAGUGGAGUACCAGAGGGAAUGUUUCUGUGGUAACACUCGCCCAAGUUCUUCUCUCAAUUCUCCAGACAGUGAAUGUAACUCCAUCUGUUCAGGAGACAGCUCGGAGAUAUGUGGUGGUAACUGGCGAAUAGCUGUAUACCGCACUGGCAAUGGUGACAGUGUGUCUCCACCAGACAAAGUUUCACCAUGUGAGCCAUCAGUGACUCUGAUGAAUGGUAAGCCCGCUUGUCGCGGUGCCACUCUGUUCAUAGAUACCUUCUCCAAUAGCACACUACAUCCACAUUGGAAACACGAGAUCAAGAUAGCAGAUACACCUGAUUAUGAAUUCGUAACUUUUAAUUCCUUACCCGCCAACUCAUUCCAGAGGGAUGGAAAAUUGAUUAUAAAGCCUGUCGUUCUCUCAGAUAGGGAUGUGGAACAAGGGCAUAUUAAACUGAAUAGUUGUACCGGACUGGCUAACAGCCGAGAGUGUGAGCUGUCAGCAUUCUCCUACAACAUCCUACCUCCUGUCCGCUCUGCCAGGAUACAUACACGCAAUAGCUUUAGCUUCCGCUAUGGAAUUGUGCAAAUAAGGGCUAGGCUACCAGCGGGAGACUGGAUAGUACCAGAGUUGUGGCUCAUGCCUAAAGACCAGAGUUAUGGCAGCAGUUAUCAAUCAGGGAAGGUGCGAGUGGCUAUGUCUCGAGGUAACCGACAGCUGACCUGUAAUGGGAAAGACAUGGGUUCUUCUGUCCUGGAGAGUGGUGUUCUAGUGGGAACUGAAAGCAAUGUUUUAAGUCACUCAGUUUUGAAUAGGAUAUCUGACAGCUGGUACAGUCACCCUCACAACUACACUCUGAUCUGGACUCCUGACAACCUGUUAUUUUAUGUUGAUGGCCAGCCCCAACAAGCACUGCUGCCACCUGGUGUCAGACUCACUGAACUGCUUGGCUUCAGGGAUGAUGAGUUGUCUGCCUGGAAAACAGGAUCCAGAAUAGCUCCCUUUGAUACUGAUUUUUACCUGUCAAUGGGAGUGUCAGUAGGUGGUUCUAGAGAUUUUCCAGAUGGCUGUAUCAACAAGGACAGGGUGAAGCCUUGGACCAAUUUCAAACUUAAGGCAAUGCUAAAUUUCUGGCUGGAUAAGGAACAUUGGUGGCCAUCUUGGGGUGAUGUUAAGUCAUCGAUGAUAGUGGAACACGUUCAAGUGACAGCUCUCUGAUGGCCUUUGCUGCUAUGUUUUAUUAAUUGUAAUAAUUUAAUAUAAUUUUAAAAUAAAUGUGGAUUUCUAAU